CGCGGAGUGGCGCCGAGCACACAUGCUUGUCUAGAUGAAGAGGGAGUGCAUGCGGUUCCUCAGAGAAGAUGUCUUGUGGACGGACAGCCAGCACAGCAGCAGCCAGGACUCGGUGCUAGGCUCGGAUGGCAACGAGCUUGAGCCCAGCAUCCUGUUCAUCAACAAACUCAACCUUCGGUCGGCAGUCAUCGACGUGGGCGACGCCGACCGCUACCUGCCACUGCGCCGGCCGUCGGCCGGCCGCCUCCUCGGUCUGUGCGGCCGCACGGCCAGCCUCGAGAGCAGCACCUCGGCCGCCUCGUCGUCGCUGCCGCCCUACUGCAGCGAGGACGAGCUCGACGACAAGACCGCCCUUUGCUCGCCAACAGAAGGAAGCAGCAGCUGUCCGAGUCCGGUCGGCGAUGACCCUGCCCUGCAGCUAAGCCCGUCUCCGCAGCUAAGAACGGCGCUUCCCGCCUCCCCGACCCCCACCUUCAACCGCCUCUUCCCUCGACCUAGACAGAGCCAGUCAGACUUCGUAGACCUGCUCUCGGCCUCCUUCGCCGAGGACGCACGACCCCAAGGCCACCCCCGCCAGCCUCAGAGCGAGCCCCCGACCUUCCCACCCCCGCCCCCCUUGGACGCCUUCCAGGAGGUGGAACUCUACCAACAGAACUCGUAUCAGCAGGCUGAGCAGGUUCAUCCUCGAGAGGCGGCCCAGUCUUUCGGCUUCCAGCACGAGUCUUCACCGACCCACGGCCCACCCAGCCCUCUGCCCAGUUUCCAAGACACGUACUCGCCGCGUUACCGUGGCGGCGGCCCUGACUCGACCGGCGCCGACUCGGACCAGGCUUCGUCGCCGGCGCCACCGUCCGUCAGUACCAGCCCACCGGCCACCCUGCAUCUCGCGGCCGCCUUCAAGAUGGCCGUCACUGGAGAGCCGGCCACCCUGAGAUCUUCAAGCCACCUCGACACAGACGAGGACAUGGAAAAGAGCAAUGAGUUUGCGGCGCCGUCUAACUACUUCUACCAAUUCGGCGCCGAUGACUACUACUCCGAUUACCCGUUCGCCGGCGCCGACUCGCACCACGCGGCGCCAGGUGGCUGCUUCAAAGGCGACACCCCGCAGCAUGACUCGUACAGUCUGCCGCACUUCCCGGCAGCGAACGGCGCCGCCGUGGCGCCGCCACCUGCCGACCACCGGCAGCGCCGCGCCUCGCUGCCCGUCCAAAGGGCCGCAGAGUCGCCAAACGUCGCAACCUCGCCGAACGCGGCGCCCACAUCGGCGCCAUCGCGACGCGGAGCCGCUGAUAAGGGCAACGGGACGUCGCAGUUGUGCGCGGUGUGCGGCGACACGGCGGCGUGCCAGCACUACGGGGUGCGCACGUGCGAGGGCUGCAAGGGCUUCUUCAAGCGGACCGUGCAGAAGGGCUCCAAGUACGUGUGCCUGGCGGACAAGAACUGCCCGGUGGACAAGCGGCGGCGCAACCGGUGCCAGUUCUGCCGCUUCCAAAAGUGCUUGAUCGUCGGCAUGGUGAAGGAGGUGGUGCGCACCGACCUGCUCAAGGGCCGCCGCGGCCGUCUGCCCUCCAAGUCCAAGACGCUGCACGAGUCGCCGCCCAGCCCGCCCGUCUCGCUCAUCACGGCGCUCGUGCGCGCCCACCUCGACACCUCACCUGACCACGACAAUCUCGACUACUCGCAGUACUGUGCUGCGCCGAUCAUGCCGCAGACAGAGGCUGAAAAGGUCCGUCAGUUCUACAGCUUGUUGACCACAUCUGUCGACGUGAUUCGCUCAUUUGCGGAAAAAAUCCCCGGCUUUGCCGAUCUCAAAAAAGAGGACCAGGAACUGCUCUUCCAGUCGGCAUCGCUUGAGCUUUUCGUCCUGAGGCUAGCCUACAGGACCCGGCCGCAGGACCAAAGACUCACCUUCUGUAACGGCGUGGUGCUCGACCGACAACAGUGCGCCCGCACCUUUGGCGACUGGCUGCCGGCUAUCUUCGAGUUUUGCGCCUCGCUGCACGCUAUGGAGAUCGACAUUUCAGCCUUCGCCUGCCUCUGCGCGCUCACUCUCGUUACUGAACGUCACGGGCUGAAGGACACGCGCGCCGUGGAGCAGCUGCAGAUGAAGAUUAUCGGCUCGCUGCGCGACCACGUAACGUACAACGCGGAGGCGCAACGCAAGAACCACUACUUCAGUCGGCUGCUGGGCAAGUUGCCCGAGCUGCGUUCGCUCAGCGUGCAGGGCUUGCAGCGCAUUUUCUACCUGAAGCUGGAGGAGCUGGUGCCGGCGCCGCCGCUCAUCGAGAACAUGUUUGUAGCCAGCCUUCCCUUUUAGAUCUCCUUUAUUUCGUUGUCGUUGUUGCUGUUGUUGUUGAAGUUGUUGACGCCGGCCGCGGAAGGCGCGCCGGCGUGCGAGAGCUAGAGCGUGUGCUGACAAAUGGCUGUUAAUAUUUUCUCAUCCUUCCGAGGGAACCGCGGUUUCGAUUCCGGAACUCGCACGGGUCACCUCGGACCACGUGUUCUCCCAUCACAUUUCAGUACGUGUGUGCGAAAGCAAGCAAACUCGCGAGACAUGAGUGCUGUUGACCGCGAGGGAAAACUAGACCGACCUCCUGGCGAGCGCAGAAAAUUUUCAAAUUCAUGCCGAGAUGAGGCUCUAGUUUUCCUGCACGGAUCAUAUCACUUCAUAUAAAUAUGUGAGAUAAAUAAUAUAUAUAUAUAAAUGUAUAUUGAUCGUGUAAUUUUAAUUCAAAAACACUGUUUUCAAAGAGACUGAGCGAGGAUUUUCUGCGGAGAGAGGAAAUGUGAUGUCGUACGUAAAUAUUAACAUAAAAAAUGGUAACAAACGGGAAGAGAGAAUCUUUUUAAAUGACAGUUGGUAACAAUUUAUUCUUGUACUGCUCCAGACGCGCACCUCUAUUCAAACUUUCAUUCAUCUCUACGUGAGCGUUGUUAAAAAUGGAUAAUGUCUAAUGGUGUUCUCUCUCUCCCUUACAUUUUCGCGAGUUUGUACUUUAAAGUGUUUUCCCCUCCGAUGAAUCGACGACUGGCCGUGCGAAACACGCGGAAGAGAGAAUGACUAGUUGACACAAAUGCAAGACUUCUAGCUACUUUACCCUGAUUAGGACCUUGCAAAACAAUCAAUAGCACAAAAACCCGUGAAAACACAAAACAUAUAAAUAAUCUUUUAGCACAAUAAGACCAGUUUCCGAGUAAAUUUGUUUCCAACCGGACCAAAGUCGCGGAAAUUCUUAACAUCAUUUCCACGGCGGUCUCCAAGCGCAAUAAAUUCGAAUUCGCCUGUGCGCAAGAACGUAGUGUUCGCCUGGAGUUUGUAUUGAGCAAAACUUCUUUUGACACAUUGAGAGGCAAAAUUUAUGUUUAAUAAAUUCGAAAACUUUUUUCCAUCUGCAUUUGAUCUGAAACAUUACCGUUGAAAAUGAAGCUAUCGUCGAAUCACUGCUGAUUUGCUUAGUAUUAAAAAUAAUUUCACGCGUGUUCAUGGUGUGAUCUAACACUGCAGACUGUCCGAACAGGCGAAUUAGGUACCUAUAACAGUAGCCAGUUAGAAAGAAAGAAGCACGUUUUGCAGCAGACACUUAUUAGCAUUUAGCAGGAGUAACGAUUUUAAUCGCAUAAAUAGACAUUUAAUUAUAAUUAGCAGCGCAACACGGUCCAAAUUACAUAGCAAUACAUACGCAGGUGUUAAUUUAGUGCAAGUAACUUAACCACUUCCGACCCUUUCAUUCUGAUAUAUAUAGUUCAUAGUUUUGUAUUUCUUCGGGGACACGACCGUAUAAAGACACGCAUUUGAUGCACCUUACAAUUAGCUUAUAACUCUAGCGAGUAGCGCAACACACACUGUCAUAUCAACACACCGUUUGUAAAAGUAGAUAAUGGAGUAUUCAAGAGAGGGCAAUCACUGCUUUGGUUCGGUCUUUUCGAAAAGUUUGAAACAAAAAUCAAUUAUAUUCUCCUCCUUCUCGAGCACGUUUUGGUGUUUUAGUCUUACAAUCAUAUGAAAAAUAAUUCAAAAAAUAGAUGAAUGAUGAAAAGCGUUUUGGCUAAAAAUAUGUGCGUCAGAUAUUAUUCUAUACAACAUACUGUUAGGUGUUUUUUAUUCACGAAACUUUUUACGGAACUUUUGAAACUAUUAUAGAUUUGUGAAAAAGAGAGAACUCGGAGAAGCUGUAUUUUCUACUUGGAAAUUUUUAAUUCUAGCUUUUAAGAUUUUGGGCCGCCUUCUCUUUUGUCACUCGCAAAAGUUUGAGUCGCACGCGCAAAACUCGCACAAAAGGUGGAAUUUUGUGAAAAGUCCACGAAGAGAGGACGCGCGGCCCAAAAGUGAAAAGAAAUACGACGAAUUGGCACAAAGUGUUAGACGCGAUUGUGUAUUUUUUUAAUUUUAGUUUUCUAAACCAAAGAAAUUGUGUACUUUUUCAGCUAUUUUGAUUGCCUGUUUGUUUGGCGACAAAUGUUUCCUUAGAAAAUGACGAAAAUCUGCUAAAAAGGUGAAAGACACGGCACAAAAACGAGUGCGCCUCGAAAUUGUACUGUAAAUGAGCCCACUCGGAUGGAGAAGAGUCCCUUGUCAGACAAGAAAUCAAUAAUCCAGCAAGAUCAAUGGCUAUAAUGAAUGUGUAUAUUUUACUUCCUUUUGUUGACUAUUGAAGUUUUAUCAUCAUAUUAUUCAGUACGUAAUAGCACUAUAUAUAUUUUGCAGUGUAUAAAAUAAAACACAAUCAAAACCAUACAAAAUCUUGUUUCAAUUUUACUCGAAACCUCCAGCUCAUGAACUUAAAUCAUAUAAUCCGCAUGAGCAUUAACACUAGCUCAUUUAAUUCAUGCUUAUUUAAACCUUGGAAUUCAUUAAAAUUUGUUCAGAAAAAAAAUAUUUUCAAAGAUCUCUUUUGAAAAAUGCAAGUUAAGUGGAUUUACGAAUUAGGCACGAAAUAAAAUAAAUUUUACGAAAAGUACGAAUGUCACAGUUUCGACUAAAUUCUGUUAGCGUCAAUUUUGUGAUUAGGGUUAUUAAAGCUUCUACUACUUUUUGAACUGCAAAAACAAAGUGAUUAAUCAGUCUCAUGUUUAAAAAUUAUUUUUUCACAUCCAGUAUUUAACAAACCUAUCAAUUAGUCAAUUAAAUUUGAUUAAAAAAGAUACAAACUUUAUAGUUGGGUUAGUUUUAUCUCUUCUGUUAGAACGAUCCCACUUGAUUUGAUUUCAAUUGGUAAAUUUAAAUUUUGUGUUGGAAAAUGUAUAUUCUUUUAAUUCUCUCCGAUUUUAAUAGUACCUUCCACACGAUCUAUUAUUUGUAUAUUUAAAAAUUAAAUCUGCUGGGUAAAGACCGAUUAUAAUCUCAUCAAAUGGAUAAGCUAGUGCGCAGUUGUGUAUCGUAUUUGAUGUAUAUACGUCAUGAUUUUGAGUCCAGAAAUAUAUUGAAUCCAAGAUGUGUGUGUGUGUAUAUAUAUAUUUAAAAGUUCGAAUGAACAAUUCCAUGAGUUAAAACAGUGAAAAAUAUAAAUCUGAUGAGUGACUAAGAACAAUUAAAAUGACACCUCUUUUAUUCUACAAAUCUAUUUUAUUUAUUUGGAAGAUGUUGAUCGUGCAAAUUCCUCGUUGAAAUCAAUUGCAGCAUAUGAAUGUAACGUUUUUGUGCAAUAAAUAUAAUUAUAAAAAUU
This is a messenger RNA of Cloeon dipterum, 5663 nucleotides long. Its product is annotated as probable nuclear hormone receptor HR38. Gene Ontology annotation, cellular component: transcription regulator complex; nucleus. The coding region runs from base 35 to 2317 and encodes 760 amino acids. The record is from RefSeq and is a predicted model, not a curated record. Gene Ontology annotation, biological process: regulation of transcription by RNA polymerase II; cellular response to corticotropin-releasing hormone stimulus. The transcript has 9 exons. Lineage: Eukaryota; Metazoa; Arthropoda; Insecta; Ephemeroptera; Baetidae. Gene Ontology annotation, molecular function: nuclear glucocorticoid receptor binding; zinc ion binding; DNA-binding transcription factor activity, RNA polymerase II-specific.